AUUUGGAGUCCUCGUUCCACGCCUUCUCAUCAUCCUGAACAGCAAGUCCUGGGACUCCGGCGGAGAAUCUAAACGUAAAGCAUCACCCACGGUCGUGAAUUGUAGGCCCUCUUUGCAUCCGGGAUCUUAUUCUGGCCCCGGCGGAGUUAGGGAUGGUGUCGCUUAGCAGCCGCUGCCGCUUUGGCUUCCUCGGGACCAUUUGGCUGGACCCAGAGUCCGCGUGGAAUCGCGAUAGGGAUCUGUCCAGCUUGGUGGUUGCGAUAGUGAGGGACCUCCGCUGGUUGCCAGGCUUGGUGUAGAGGUGGAGCACAGUGAAAGAAUUCAAGAUGCCACCUAAUAUAAACUGGAAAGAAAUAAUGAAAGUUGACCCAGAUGACCUGCCCCGUCAAGAAGAACUGGCAGAUAAUUUAUUGAUUUCCUUAUCCAAGGUGGAAGUAAAUGAGCUAAAAAGUGAAAAGCAAGAAAAUGUGAUACACCUUUUCAGAAUUACUCAGUCACUAAUGAAGAUGAAAGCUCAAGAAGUAGAGCUGGCUUUGGAAGAAGUAGAAAAAGCUGGAGAAGAACAAGCAAAAUUUGAAAAUCAAUUAAAGACUAAAGUAAUGAAACUGGAAAAUGAACUGGAGAUGGCUCAGCAGUCUGCAGGUGGACGAGAUACUCGGUUUUUACGUGAUGAAAUUCGCCAACUUGCAAAGCAAUUAGAACAAAAAGAUAGAGAAUUGGAGGACAUAGAAAAGGAGUUGGAGAAAGAGAAGAAAGUUAAUGAGCAAUUGGCUCUUCGAAAUGAGGAGGCAGAAAAUGAAAACAGCAAAUUAAGAAGAGAGAACAAACGUCUAAAGAAAAAGAAUGAACAACUUUGUCAGGAUAUUAUUGACUACCAGAAACAAAUAGAUUCACAAAAAGAAACACUUUUAUCAAGAAGAGGGGAAGACAGUGACUACCGAUCACAGUUGUCUAAAAAAAACUAUGAGCUUGUCCAAUAUCUUGAUGAAAUUCAGACUUUAACAGAAGCUAAUGAGAAAAUUGAAGUUCAGAAUCAGGAAAUGAGAAAAAAUUUAGAAGAGUCUGUACAGGAAAUGGAGAAGAUGACUGAUGAAUAUAAUAGAAUGAAAGCUAUUGUACAUCAGACAGAUAAUGUAAUAGAUCAGUUAAAGAAAGAAAACGAUCAUUAUCGACUUCAAGUACAGGAGCUUACAGAUCUUCUGAAAGCAAAAAAUGAAGAAGAUGAUCCAAUUAUGGUAGCUGUCAAUGCAAAAGUAGAAGAAUGGAAGCUUAUUUUGUCUUCUAAAGAUGAUGAAAUUAUUGAGUAUCAGCAAAUGUUACAUAACCUAAGGGAGAAACUUAAGAACGCUCAGCUUGAUGCUGAUAAAAGUAAUGUUAUGGCUCUACAGCAGGGUAUACAGGAACGAGACAGUCAAAUUAAGAUGCUCACAGAACAAGUAGAACAAUAUACAAAAGAAAUGGAAAAGAAUACUUUUAUUAUUGAAGAUUUGAAAAAUGAGCUUCAAAGAGACAAAGGUGCUUCAACCCUUUCUCAACAGACUCAUUAUAUGAAAAUUCAGUCAACGUUAGACAUUUUGAAAGAGAAAACUAAAGAGGCUGAGAGAACAGCUGAACUGGCUGAGGCUGAUGCUAGGGAAAAGGAUAAAGAAUUAGUUGAGACUCUGAAGAGGUUAAAAGAUUAUGAAUCGGGAGUAUAUGGUUUAGAAGAUGCUGUCAUUGAAAUAAAGAAUUGUAAAAACCAAAUUAAAAUCAGAGAUCGAGAGAUCGAAAUAUUGACAAAGGAAAUCAAUAAACUUGAAUUGAAGAUCAAUGAUUUCCUUGAUGAAAAUGAGGCACUUAGAGAACGUGUGGGCCUUGAACCAAAGACAAUGAUUGAUUUAACUGAAUUUAGAAAUAGCAAACACUUAAAACAGCAGCAGUACAGAGCUGAAAACCAGAUUCUUUUGAAAGAGAUUGAAAGUCUAGAGGAAGAACGACUUGAUCUGAAAAAAAAAAUUCGUCAAAUGGCUCAAGAAAGAGGAAAAAGAAGUGCAACUUCAGGAUUAACCACUGAGGACCUGAACCUAACUGAAAACGUUUCUCAAGGAGAUAGAAUAAGUGAAAGAAAAUUGGAUUUAUUGAGCCUGAAAAAUAUGAGUGAAGCACAAUCAAAGAAUGAAUUUCUUUCAAGAGAAUUAAUUGAAAAAGAAAGAGAUUUAGAAAGAAGUAGGACAGUGAUAGCCAAAUUUCAGAAUAAAUUAAAAGAAUUAGUUGAAGAAAAUAAGCAACUUGAAGAAGGUAUGAAAGAAAUAUUGCAAGCAAUUAAGGAAAUGCAGAAAGAUCCUGAUGUUAAUGGAGGAGAAACAUCUCUAAUUAUCCCUAGCCUUGAAAGACUAGUUAAUGCUAUAGAAUCAAAGAAUGCAGAAGGUAUCUUUGAUGCCAGUCUGCAUUUGAAAGCCCAAGUUGAUCAGCUUACCGGAAGAAAUGAAGAAUUAAGACAGGAGCUCAGGGAAUCUCGGAAAGAGGCUAUAAAUUAUUCACAGCAGUUGGCAAAGGCUAAUUUAAAGAUAGACCAUCUUGAAAAAGAAACUAGUCUUUUACGACAAUCAGAAGGAUCAAAUGUUGUUUUUAAAGGAAUUGACUUACCUGAUGGGAUAGCACCAUCUAGUGCCAGUAUCAUUAAUUCUCAGAAUGAAUAUUUAAUACAUUUGUUACAGGAACUAGAAAAUAAAGAAAAAAAGUUAAAGAAUUUAGAAGAUUCUCUUGAAGAUUAUAACAGAAAAUUUGCUGUAAUUCGUCAUCAACAAAGUUUGUUGUAUAAAGAAUACCUAAGUGAAAAGGACACCUGGAAAACAGAGUCUAAAACAAUAAAAGAGGAAAAGAGAAAACUUGAAGAUCAAAUUCAACAAGAUGCUAUAAAAGUAAAAGAAUAUAAUAAUUUGCUCAAUACUCUUCAGAUGGAUUCGGAUGAAAUGAAAAAAAUACUUGCAGAAAACAGUAGGAAAAUUACUGUUUUGCAAGUGAAUGAAAAAUCACUUAUAAGGCAAUAUACAAUCUCAGUAGAACUGGAGCGACAACUUAGAAAAGAAAAUGAGAAACAAAAGAAUGAAUUGUUGUCAAUGGAGGCUGAAGUUUGUGAAAAACUUGGAUGUUUGCAAAGAUUUAAGGAAAUGGCCAUUUUCAAGAUUGCAGCUCUCCAAAAAGUUGUAGAUAAUAGUGUCUGUUUGUCUGAACUAGAACUGGCUAAUAAACAGUACAAUGAACUGACUUCUAAGUACAGGGACAUCUUGCAAAAAGAUAAUAUGCUCGUUCAAAGAACAAGUAACUUGGAACACCUGGAAUGUGAAAAUGCCUCCUUAAAAGAACAGCUGGAGUCUAUAAAUAAAGAACUGGAGAUUACCAAGGAAAAACUUCACACUAUUGAACAAGCCUGGGAACAAGAAACUAGAUUAGGUAAUGAAUCUAGCAUGGAUAAGGCAAAGAAAUCAAUAACCAACAGUGACAUUGUUUCCAUUUCAAAAAAAAUAACUAUGCUGGAAAUGAAGGAAUUAAAUGAAAGGCAGCGGGCUGAACAUUGUCAAAAAAUGUAUGAACACUUACGGACUUCAUUAAAGCAAAUGGAGGAACGUAAUUUUGAAUUGGAAACCAAAUUUGCUGAGCUUACCAAAAUCAAUUUGGAUGCACAGAAGGUGGAACAAAUGUUAAGAGAUGAAUUAGCUGGUAGCGUGAGCAAGGCAGUAAGUGAUGCUGAUAGGCAACGGAUUCUGGAAUUGGAGAAGAAUGAAAUGGAACUAAAAGUUGAAGUGUCAAAACUGAGAGAGAUUUCUGAUAUUGCCAGAAGGCAAGUUGAAAUUUUGAAUGCACAACAACAAUCUAGGGAAAAGGAAGUAGAGUCCCUCAGAAUGCAACUGCUAGACUAUCAGGCACAGUCUGAUGAAAAGGCAUUGAUUGCCAAGUUGCACCAACAUAAUGUCUCUCUUCAACUUAGUGAGGCUACUGCUCUUGGUAAGUUGGAGUCAAUUACAUCUAAACUGCAGAAGACGGAGGCCUACAAUUUGCGCUUAGAGCAGAAACUUGAUGAAAAAGAACAGGCUCUCUAUUAUGCUCGUUUGGAGGGGAGAAACAGAGCAAAACAUCUGCGCCAAACAAUUCAGUCUCUACGACGACAGUUUAGUGGAGCUUUACCCUUGGCACAACAGGAAAAGUUCUCUAAAACAAUGAUUCAGCUACAAAAUGACAAACUGAAGAUAAUGCAAGAAAUGAAAAAUUCUCAACAAGAACAUAGAAAUAUGGAGAACAAAACAUUGGAGAUGGAAUUGAAAUUAAAGGGCCUGGAAGAGUUAAUAAGCACUUUAAAGGAUACCAAAGGAGCCCAAAAGGUAAUCAACUGGCAUAUGAAAAUAGAAGAACUUCGUCUUCAAGAACUUAAACUAAAUCGAGAAUUAGUCAAGGAUAAAGAAGAAAUAAAAUAUUUGAAUAAUAUAAUUUCUGAAUAUGAACGUACAAUCAGCAGUCUUGAAGAAGAAAUUGUGCAGCAGAACAAGUUUCAUGAAGAAAGACAAAUGACCUGGGAUCAAAGAGAAGUUGACCUGGAACGUCAACUAGACAUUUUUGACCGUCAGCAAAAUGAAAUACUAAAUGCGGCACAAAAGUUUGAAGAAGCUACAGGAUCAAUCCCUGACCCUAGUUUGCCCCUUCCAAAUCAACUUGAGAUGGCUCUAAGAAAAAUUAAGGAGAAUAUUCGAAUAAUCCUAGAAACACGGGCAACUUGCAGAUCACUAGAAGAGAAGCUGAAAGAGAAAGAAUCUGCUUUAAGGUUAGCAGAACAAAAUAUACUGUCAAGAGACAAAGUAAUCAAUGAACUGAGGCUUCGAUUGCCUGCCACUGCAGAAAGAGAAAAGCUCAUAGCUGAGCUAGGGAGAAAAGAAAUGGAACCCAAAUCUCACCACACUUUGAAAAUUGCUCAUCAAACCAUUGCAAACAUGCAAGCAAGGUUAAAUCACAAAGAAGAAGUAUUAAAGAAGUAUCAACAUCUUCUAGAAAAAGCCAGAGAGGAGCAAAGAGAAAUUGUGAAGAAACAUGAGGAAGACCUUCAUAUUCUUCAUCACAAAUUAGAACUACAGGCUGAUAGUUCACUAAAUAAAUUCAAACAAACAGCUUGGGAUUUAAUGAAACAGUCUCCCCCUCCAGUUCCUACCAACAAGCAUUUUAUUCGUCUGGCUGAGAUGGAGCAGACAGUAGCAGAACAAGAUGACUCUCUCUCCUCACUCUUGAUCAAACUAAAGAAAGUGUCACAAGAUUUAGAGAGACAAAGAGAAAUCACUGAAUUAAAAGUAAAAGAAUUUGAAAAUAUCAAAUUACGGCUCCAAGAAAACCAUGAAGAUGAAGUGAAAAAAGUAAAAGCAGAAGUAGAGGAUUUAAGGUAUCUUCUGGACCAGUCACAAAAGGAGUCACAGUGUUUAAAAUCUGAACUUCAGGCUCAAAAAGAAGCAAAUUCAAGAGCUCCAACAACUACAAUGAGAAAUCUAGUAGAACGGCUAAAAAGCCAAUUAGCCUUGAAAGAGAAACAACAGAAAGCACUUAGUCGAGCACUUUUAGAACUCCGGGCAGAAAUGACAGCAGCUGCUGAAGAGCGUAUUAUUUCUGCAACUUCUCAAAAAGAGGCCCAUCUCAAUGUUCAACAAAUCGUUGAUCGACAUACUAGAGAGCUAAAGACACAAGUUGAAGAUUUAAAUGAAAAUCUUUUAAAAUUGAAAGAAGCACUUAAAACAAGUAAAAACAGAGAAAACUCACUAACUGAUAAUUUGAAUGACUUAAAUAAUGAACUGCAAAAAAAACAAAAAGCCUAUAAUAAAAUACUUAGAGAGAAAGAUGAAAUUGAUCAAGAGAAUGAUGAACUGAAAAGGCAAAUUAAAAGACUAACGAGUGGGUUACAGGGCAAACCCCUGAUAGAUAAUAAACAAAGUCUAAUUGAAGAACUCCAAAGGAAAAUUAAAAAACUAGAGAGCCAGUUAGAAGGAAAGGUGGAUGAAGUAGACCUAAAACCUAUGAAAGAAAAGAAUGCUAAAGAAGAAUUAAUUAGGUGGGAAGAAGGUAAAAAAUGGCAAGCCAAAAUAGAAGGAAUUCGAAACAAGUUAAAAGAGAAAGAGGGGGAAGUCUUUACUUUAACAAAGCAGUUGAAUACUUUGAAGGAUCUUUUUGCCAAAGCUGAUAAAGAGAAACUUACUUUGCAGAGGAAACUAAAAACAACUGGCAUGACUGUUGAUCAAGUUUUGGGAGUACGAGCUUUGGAGUCAGAAAAAGAAUUAGAAGAAUUAAAAAAGAGAAAUCUUGACUUAGAAAAUGAUAUAUUGUAUAUGAGGGCCCACCAAGCUCUUCCUCGAGAUUCUGUUGUAGAAGAUUUACAUUUACAAAACAGAUACCUCCAAGAAAAACUUCAUGCUUUGGAAAAACAGCUUUCAAAGGAUACAUACUCUAGGCCUUCAAUUUCCGGAAUAGAGUCAGAUGAUCAUUGUCAGAGAGAACAGGAGCUUCAGAAGGAAAACUUGAAGUUGUCGUCUGAAAAUAUUGAACUGAAAUUUCAGCUUGAACAAGCAAAUAAAGAUUUGCCAAGAUUAAAGAAUCAAGUCAGAGAUUUGAAGGAAAUGUGUGAAUUUCUUAAGAAAGAAAAAGCAGAAGUUGAGCGGAAACUUGGCCAUGUUAGAGGGUCUGGUAGAAGUGGAAAGACAAUCCCAGAACUGGAAAAAACCAUUGGUUUAAUGAAAAAAGUAGUUGAAAAAGUCCAGAGAGAAAAUGAACAGUUGAAAAAAGCAUCAGGAAUAUUGACUAGUGAAAAAAUGGCUAAUAUUGAGCAAGAAAAUGAAAAAUUGAAGGCUGAAUUAGAAAAACUUAAAGCUCAUUUUGGGCAUCAGUUGAGCAUGCACUAUGAAUCCAAGACCAAAGGCACAGAAAAAAUUAUUGCUGAAAAUGAAAAGCUUCGUAAAGAACUUAAAAAAGAAACUGAUGCUGCAGAGAAAUUACGGAUAGCAAAGAAUAAUUUAGAGAUAUUAAAUGAGAAGAUGACAGUUCAACUAGAAGAGACUGGUAAGAGAUUGCAGUUUGCAGAAAGCAGAGGUCCACAGCUUGAAGGUGCUGACAGUAAGAGCUGGAAAUCCAUUGUGGUUACAAGAAUGUAUGAAACUAAGUUAAAGGAAUUGGAAACUGAUAUUGCCAAAAAAAAUCAAAGCAUUACUGACCUUAAACAGCUUGUAAAAGAAGCAACAGAGAGAGAACAAAAAGUUAAGAAAUACACUGAAGACCUUGAAGAACAGAUUAAGAUUCUUAAACAUGUUCCUGAAGGUGCUGAGACAGAGCAAGGCCUCAAACGGGAGCUUCAAGUUCUUAGAUUAGCUAAUAGUCAGCUGGAUAAAGAGAAAGCAGAAUUAAUCCAUCAGAUAGAAGCUAACAAGGACCAAAGUGGAGCUGAAAGCACCAUACCUGAUGCUGAUCAACUAAAGGAAAAAGUAAAAGAUCUAGAGACACAGCUCAAAAUGUCAGAUCAAGAAAAGCAGCAUUUGAAGGAGGAAAUAAAAAAGCUGAAAAAAGAACUGGAAAAUUUUGAUCCUUCAUUUUUUGAAGAAAUUGAAGAUCUUAAGUAUAAUUACAAGGAAGAAGUGAAGAAGAAUAUUCUCUUAGAAGAGAAGGUAAAAAAACUUUCAGAACAAUUGGGAGUUGAGUUAACUAGCCCUGUUGCUGCUUCUGAAGAGUUUGAAGAUGACGAAGAAAGUCCUGUUAAUUUCCCCAUUUACUGAAGGUCACCUAUAAACUUCGUUUCAUUUAACUAUUUAUUAACUUUAUAAGUUAAAAUAUACCUGGAAAUAAGCAAUUCUCUGAACUGUAGUAUUUCCUUCUCACUACCUUGUACUUUUAUACUUAGAUUGGAAUUCUUAAUAAAUAAAAUUAUAUGAAAUUUU
This is a messenger RNA of Rhinopithecus roxellana (golden snub-nosed monkey), 7931 nucleotides long. RefSeq names its product centrosomal protein 290 (gene CEP290). The coding region runs from base 327 to 7769 and encodes 2480 amino acids. The transcript is spliced from 54 exons. NCBI's taxonomy places the organism in Eukaryota, Metazoa, Chordata, Mammalia, Primates, Cercopithecidae. Gene Ontology annotation, biological process: camera-type eye development; kidney development. The record is from RefSeq and is a predicted model, not a curated record.